This is a messenger RNA of Rhincodon typus (whale shark), 2260 nucleotides long. Its product is annotated as serine/threonine-protein kinase NLK-like. The transcript is spliced from 4 exons. The record is from RefSeq and is a predicted model, not a curated record. Lineage: Eukaryota; Metazoa; Chordata; Chondrichthyes; Orectolobiformes; Rhincodontidae. Bases 47 to 556 code for a protein of 169 amino acids.
UUGUCGUCCUGAUUUUACCCCAUUAAGUAUGUAGUAUUUACAAAAAAUGUUUAUAAGUGGCUUGUUUCAUGUACAACUGGUACUCUUUGCUUCCACAUUAUUACACUCUAUCUCCCUACAGCCAUCACUUCCUGUCCUUUACACACUAUCCAGCCAGGCUACCCAUGAAGCUGUCCACCUCCUCUGCAGGAUGUUAGUUUUUGAUCCUUCAAAAAGAAUCUCUGCAAAGGAUGCCCUGGCUCAUCCAUACUUGGAUGAAGGACGCCUCCGGUACCACACUUGUAUGUGCAAAUGCUGUUAUACCACCUCUACAGGACGUGUUUACACCAAUGAUUUUGAGCCCAUUACUAAUCCAAAAUUUGAUGACAGCUUUGAAAAAAACCUGACAUCUGUACGGCAGGUUAAAGAACUCAUCCAUCAAUUCAUUCUGGAACAGCAGAAAGGAAACAGGGUUCCACUAUGCAUCAACCCACAGUCUGCUGCAUUUAAAAGCUUUAUCAGCUCCACAGUUGCUCAGCCCUCUGAGAUGCCCCCAUCUCCUCUGGUAUGGGAGUAAGUGGAAGAAACUACUGAUGACAAACAUUUUAGGUUCUCACUAGAGUCUAAAAUUUGCAGUACAUUUAUGUCGGGACAAGUGUGUAAUUUUACUUAUAAAAAAUUUUUAAGAAGUUAAAAAGAAAACCACUGAUAAUUGUAAAGAAUAUACUUUUAGGAAUAUGCUGGACUUGUAUUUUUUAGGGAUUAAAUUGGUGGUUGUGCUUUGAAAUAAAGCAGCUUAGCAGGAGCUGCACGGUUUGUAUGUAUUUAUGGAACUGUGUGCAGCCUUCGCUUUUUGGCUUUGGAAAAACAAAAGCUGCACUAAAAUGAGCUGGGUGUCUUGACUUUGAAGUGGGACAUGGAACAGACAUGUACAGGAUCUCUAAGGAAUCAACGCUCAUCCAUUCCUGAAGACACUUUGAACUGAGGCUGGCUAAGAAUACAGAGUUUAUGCCGACCAAUCAUGAUGUCAUAUCAGUUGAUAAGGCUGUUUAAUGAAAUGGGCAUGUCACCUGACAGAUCAAUUCUAUAGCUUCUCUUCAGAGCUGUGACAGUGGUUUGCUGUUGUUUGUAUAACAUUGUGAUUAGAAAGAAAUGGAGUGAGUGUGAAUUUAUCACUAGCAGAAGUAACUUAUGUUUCCCCAGUCCCUUAAUUAUAUUUAACCAAUUUUUAGAAACAUUUUGUUUUAUUUCUGCAGUCAAACCUCAAGCAUGCAUCAUCCCACAUUACUUGUGUAUAUAGGUCCAGUGUUGGGUAGAUUUUAAAAGUCUUGACAUUACUGUAUAGAGGAAUUAGCUUGCACAUUUUAGGUCUGUGAAAUAUUCCGUGAAAGUUAUUUUCUGCACUGGACGGUGUAACAGGAAAAAAAAAAGCAGCACAUAGGCGAUUAUGUUAAUUGUGUCUUGUGUCUUUAGGCAGAACUGUGUGGAAGUGUUGAUCUGAAACGUCACAGUAGUGCAGUUUUAAUAUCCUUUCCUGACAAAUCCUUAUCUACUGGAACACUGAACUAUUCUGUGUAUAUGUAUAUAUGAACAGAAAUUGAAGGCUCUACCUCCAGGAGUAUACAACUUGGUUUGUUUACCUCCACGUUUUUUUAAAAAACAAUUCAGCGUGGGGAUUUAAAACUUGAAUGUCCCUUCCAGCUUUUAUAUUUAAGAUAAAAGAUUUUUCACAUGUACGAAGGAACCUUUAUGGAUUGUCUUAAAUACGCAAUUGUGUUCAAAGCUGAGAGUAUGACCCCAGGCUCGGUCAUCAUUACUUGACUGUUAAAUAACUGUAGUUCAUAUCUGUAUUUAGCAUUGGACUGUUGCUGCGAGUGACCCAGAGCAAAGGUGUGCACAGAUUUCAGUUAGAUCCCAAACAUUUUAUUCCUUUUAAAAUUUUAACUUAAAUGAAGUAACGGCUUGCUAUGACAAAGAUUUGUCAUGCUGGAAAUUGCAUCUAUUUACAAUUAGGAGCAAUUAAGAGGUUUAUGAAUUAUAAAGAAAAAGGUUUUUAAGCCUCCAGAGCUUUAAAAAUAAAUUAAGUUUUAAAGGCUUGUAUUUGAAAAUUUCUGUUUUCAGGAAAUAGGGCAAAAAAAUUCCUAAGAGCCUGCUGAGAAACCAGUUUCAAGACUUCACCUGAGGUUCAUCGUCCUAUGUGACACAUUUGCCGGUCACUUUGUACAAUGUAGAUUUGAAGUACAGUGGUGGAAAUUCAUUAAAUGUGACAUUUAAAAGAAAA